Messenger RNA from Setaria italica (foxtail millet), 1320 nucleotides. RefSeq names its product chromatin remodeling protein EBS. Gene Ontology annotation, molecular function: chromatin binding. The coding region runs from base 262 to 912 and encodes 216 amino acids. The record is from RefSeq and is a predicted model, not a curated record. NCBI's taxonomy places the organism in Eukaryota, Viridiplantae, Streptophyta, Magnoliopsida, Poales, Poaceae. The transcript has 5 exons.
UGGGGUAGGGGGCUAAUCAAUCUUGAGAGCUAAACUAGAAACGGGCAAGUGGAAAUCGAGGCUUGCGAGCUUCGUUUUAAUUUUUUUCUUCUUGAAAGAUCGAGCUUCGAGCCUUGGAGCUUUCGGUAAAGUUCAUAGUCUCCCUAAACUGCCCUUCUCCUCGUUUCUCCAGCAGCGAACACUCCCCCUGUCCGCUUCCCCUCCGCUCCCCAUUUCUCCUCUGCUAGGGUUUCUCCCCCUCCAAAUCCACGCUCCACGGCCAUGGCGAAGACGAAGCAAGGCAAGAAGGACGUGGAUUCGUACACUAUCCGCGGCACCAACAAGGUCGUCCGAGUUGGCGAUUGCGUGCUGAUGCGGCCGUCGGACUCGGACAACCAGCCGUACGUGGCGCGGGUGGAGAAGAUGGAGGCCGACGGCCGCGGCAGCGUGCGGGUGCGGGUGCGCUGGUACUACCGCCCCGAGGAGUCCAAGGGCGGCCGCCGGCAGUUCCACGGCGCCAAGGAGCUGUUCCUCUCCGACCACUUCGACCUGCAGAGCGCCCACACCAUCGAGGGCAAGUGUGUUGUACACUCUUUCAAGAACUACACCAAGCUCGACAAUGUCGGGCCCGAGGACUUCUUCUGCCGAUUCGAGUAUAAGGCGGCGACCGGCUCAUUUACCCCUGAUCGUGUCGCAGUGUAUUGCAAGUGUGAGAUGCCGUACAACCCAGAUGAUCUCAUGGUACAGUGCGACGCCUGCAAAGACUGGUUCCAUCCAUCGUGCAUGGGCAUGACCAUUGAACAGGCCAAAAAGCUAGAUCACUUUGUUUGCUCAGACUGUGUGAAGGAAAAUGGAUCAAAGAGACUUUCAAAUGCAUAUGCUACUUCCCCAAAUUCUGAGCCUAAGGCUGAAUCGAAAAGGCAGAGGAGGUAACACAACUCCGAGUGCCAGCAUCCAUCGCUGAGGAGACGCGCUGCCUUCCGUGGCGUACCAGCAGCCCUUGGCGUCACUAGAGCGGAGGUGUACAGUGCAGUGCAGUAGAACAAGUGUUUGCGGAACCUUUGGCUCCGUCGUUGUGAGCCGUCAGGCAUUAUGCCGUGUUAUCGGUGGUACGGUUUUGCUGGUUUCAGUCGGUGUGGCAUGCUGUUGUACCGAACAGGAAAACAGCCGCGGUCGUGUUGGCUUGUCGGAUUAGCAGCUGCUUGUGCAUUGUGUUGACUGAACUGAACUGCUGCCGGACAGUUCCCUCUGUGGCUGAUAAUUCGAGUCAUGUGGGUAUCUCCUCUGGGCUCUGUUGCUGCAGAGCCCAAACUUUUAACAAUGUUGCCGUCCUGUUGUUCC